UGGGCGCCCCCUCGGCGCGCGGCUGCUGCUUCCUCCCGCUCCGGGGAAGCGCGUGGGGCCCGGGGAACAUCGCGGGGCCCGGGCUGCUCUCGGCUCGUCCGUUCCUGGUUUCUCCUUGGACCAAGAUGACUGAUGGAAACCUUUCCACCUCUACAAAUGGCGUAGCCUUGAUGGGCAUUCUGGAUGGUCGACCAGGAAACCACAUUCAGAACCUGCAACACUUGAAUCUCAAGGCACCCAGAUCCCUCUCGCUGCCUGAGUAUGGGCCCAAGCUGAAACUUGGUGCUUUAGAAGAUCGGCACAGCCUUAAGUCGGUGGACUCGGGCAUCCCCACCCUAGAGGUUGGCAACCCAGAACCCGUGCCCUGCAGCGUGGUCCACGGGAAGAGGAAACAGUCCGAGUCGGAGAUCGUCCCCGAGCGAGCCUGCCAGAGCGCAUGCCCACUGCCGUCCUAUGCGCCACCAGCCCCCACCAGCGCCGAGCGGGAGCAGAGCGUGCGGAAGUCCUCCACGUUUCCCAGGACGGGCUACGACUCGGUGAAGCUCUACAGCCCCACCUCCGAAACCCUGAACCGCAGUGACAAUGUCUCCGUCUGCAGCGUGUCCAGUCUCGGCACAGAGCUGUCAACCACGCUGUCCGUCAGCAACGAGGACAUCUUGGACCUCGUGGUCACGAGCAGCUCCAGUGCCAUUGUGACCCUGGAGAAUGAUGAUGACCCACAGUUUACUGAUGUCACCCUGAGCUCCAUCAAGGAAACCCGUGACCUGCAGCAGCAGGACUGUGAUGAAACUGAGGAGGGAAAGAAAUUGAAAAUAUUGGGACCAUUUAGUAACUUCUUUUCAAGGAAUUUGCUUGCUAGAAAACAAAAUGCAAGACUUGACAAACACAAUGACUUGGGAUGGAAGUUAUUUGGAAAAGCACCACUCCGAGAGAAUGCUCAGAAAGAGUCAAAGAAAAUACAAAAGGAAUAUGAUGACAAGGCUGGACGACCUAGCAGGCCACCCUCUCCAAAGCAGAAUGUGAGGAAGAAUCUUGAUUUCGAGCCACUUUCCACCACCGCGCUCAUCUUGGAAGACAGGCCAGCAAAUCUCCCGGCGAAGCCAGCUGAAGAGGCUCAGAAACACAGGCAACAGUAUGAAGAAAUGGUGGUUCAGGCCAAAAAACGAGAGCUGAAAGAAGCCCAGAGGAGGAAAAAGCAGCUGGAAGAAAGAUGCAGAUUAGAAGACAGUAUUGGAAAUGCUGUCCUUACCUGGAAUAAUGAGAUUUUGCCUAACUGGGAAACAAUGUGGUGCUCUAGGAAAGUUCGAGAUUUAUGGUGGCAGGGGAUCCCUCCCAGCGUGAGAGGCAAAGUCUGGAGCUUAGCCAUUGGCAACGAGUUAAAUAUCACCCAUGAACUCUUUGACAUCUGUCUUGCCCGAGCCAAGGAGAGGUGGCGGUCCUUUAGCACAGGAGGCUCUGAAGUGGACAGUGAAGAUGCUGGUUUUUCAGCAGCAGACAGAGAAGCCAGCCUGGAGCUUAUUAAACUGGACAUUUCCAGAACCUUCCCUAAUCUCUGCAUUUUCCAGCAAGGUGGGCCGUACCACGACAUGCUGCACAGCAUUCUGGGCGCUUACACUUGUUAUCGACCGGAUGUGGGCUAUGUUCAGGGCAUGUCCUUCAUAGCAGCCGUGUUGAUCCUGAACUUAGAUACUGCAGAUGCCUUCAUUGCUUUUUCUAAUCUUUUGAAUAAACCAUGUCAAAUGGCAUUUUUUCGAGUGGACCAUGGCCUUAUGUUGACUUAUUUUGCUGCAUUUGAGGUAUUCUUUGAAGAAAAUUUGCCGAAAUUAUUUGCCCAUUUCAAGAAAAACAACUUAACUCCAGACAUCUACCUAAUUGAUUGGAUCUUUACUUUAUACAGCAAGUCUCUGCCCCUCGACCUGGCCUGCCGUAUAUGGGAUGUGUUCUGCCGGGACGGGGAGGAGUUUCUGUUCCGCACGGCCCUGGGCAUCCUGAAGCUGUUCGAGGACAUCCUGACCAAGAUGGACUUCAUUCACAUAGCCCAGUUCCUGACGCGGCUGCCCGACGACCUGCCGGCCGAGGACUUCUUUGCUUCCAUAGCUGCGGUGCAGAUGCAGAGUCGAAACAAGAAGUGGGCUCAGGUACUGACCGCACUGCAGAGGGACAGCCGGGACGUGGAGAAAGGAAGCCCGUCUCUCAGACACUGAGGCGGCAGGCGGACUUGCGCUCGGUGCUGAAGCACGGCUCCAGGCGGUGCCUGUGGUGCCGCAGGCAGACACGCAGGCGGCUCAGAAGAACAGGGGCUGUUCCAUGUUUGAUUCCUAGUACUGGAGUUGGCCUUAAACAAAAUAGAACAACAACAAAAACUUUUAAAGAAUUAAACCAAGGCUCAGCCUUAAGAAGCUCAGUGGGAUGAUGGCCUAAUAUUGACCGUGGUCACCACUGCAUAUUCUGCAUGGUUUAAAAAUAGGGCAGUGGCUAAUCCCCUCCCCUCAUCAGCAAAAGUUAAUUAAAUUGUAAUGCUUUUAUGUCAACUACUGGAAAGUACAUUACAAUCUUUCAUAGCCGGGGUGCAUGAGAAAUGUUGUUUGGAGACCUCAGAGAUGUUAUUGGCUCAUAUUUACAUAUUUUAGUAAGAAAGGGAUUGCUGGUUUAGUUACCAAGAUAAUCUUUCCUGAGCCGGAGGUCUUGUUUUUGAAGCCCAUCUACCAAAGAUAGCAUUACAGGACGACAGGCUCUCAAUCCUGGCGAGUGCGCUCGGGCUCCCCGGACACGGUCUGACCUUCAGGGUGACCUUUUACCAUAUUGCCUUGACAAAAUUACAGCACGAGGGCUGAAAAUGCACGCCUAGACUCCUGCGGGCAGCCUGCCCUCCCAGAGAUUGCUCCCACAUUUGCUGAGUAAUGCGAGCUGGAGCAGGAAGAGCUGCUCACGGACGCCUGUGACAGUGAAGACGGGCUUAAAGCUGGUGGAGAACAGAAUGGAGACAGCCUCCCUUUAAGCAGAGGGGAGGGGAGAGGAUGUUGAGACGUGCCCGCUCCUGCAGCCUGUCGUUUCUAUGGAGGCUGGGGGCGGGCGGGCGCGGGGCCGCUGCUCCCUGGCUGUGACAGCUUGCUCCUCUCUGUCACCUGAUGGCAGGUGCAGUCCUGCGUGCAGUCAUCCCGCCUCACGCGUUUAACGCAAAGGUAGAUGGCUGUCAGGGCUGAGCAGCACCCACCCGGCAGCCCAGACGGCCUGGCCAGAACGCUCAGCAUCCGAACCGUCAGCCUGUCCCCGUCGCAGCUGCUUUCCCCCAGGUUCAUUAGCAGCCUUUUUGUUGUAGCUUUUUCUUGACUAAUUUGGAGAACUUCGUAGUAAGAACUUUGGUUAUCCAAAUUCUAAGAAAUGAACACUUUUUGCAGAGGAGUCCAGAGGGCAGGCAGAUCUCUAUGGAAACGGGUUGCCAUGUGCUGCUGCGUUAGUGUGCUGGUCUCUGGGAGGGCUCGGCGGGCCAGGCUCAAGGGCGUCUCCUGUCUGCAGCGAGUGCUGGCGGGGCCUGCCACCCUGCAGCCCGCCUCAGCCACACACCCCCAACCCCCGGAGUGCCCGUGGCUGUCCUCGUUUCUGACCCCGGGAGCCCCAGCUCUGAGCAUAGUGCAGCAAGGAGAUGCGGGCUGGCGGCAGAGCCUAACUGUGGCGUUAUUUUUGUAGGUUUUCUAUAUCUGCCAUGUCUGCUGAUGACACUUCAGGUGCAGAGCAAGUCCCAAGCCAGUGGCAGUCCUCGUGCCCCGUAUUGUUUUUUCCCCUCCUGUUCCUGACUGAACCUUCCAGGAGGUGGCGGAGCUGAGCACGUGUACCACUUUCUGCCUCAGCCUUUAAAUGCUGACUUGCCCGACGUCUUGGAGGAGGCGUCUGUCUCCACCGAGCUCUCGGCAGCCUUCUAGACGCAGCCGUUCCCCGACAUCACGGGCCGAGGCCCUUCCGCUGUUGCUCACGGAUGUACUCAGUUUUAUUCCGUGAUGUGGGCUUUCUGUUCCUGAAAGAUGUAUAUAUUUUCUUACUGUACAUAAAGAUGUUCCUUAAGUGGUGACAGAAAGCAAGGGGACAGGGCGGCGGGCAGGCCUCCAGAAAGCAUUCUUGGGACCCCGGGGUGGUCAGACCCUAGCCUCAACGCUGUUGUCAGUUUGAUACAAACCUCGUGGGCAGCACCAUGUAUGCAUUCAGUUUUCGAAUAGGAUUCCAGGCCAGUCUGGAAAACCUCCAAGUCUUCAGUUCAGAAGAGGUUCUCGUGACCUGUUCAGGGGCCACACGAGACCUAGCUGGUUCGAUACGUCCACUUCAGAGGCUGGGAAGGUCUGAGUCCCCGUCUGGGGUCACCUCGCCCCUUUCCACGGAGGGCAGAGGGCCGCCGGCCUGCACAGGGCUGUGCUGCUCUGCUUGACAAUCCCGUUUAGUAAAACUGGAAACAAAUUGAAAUGCUGCCCCCAAGGGGGUGGCCCUCUGCCCUUCCCACACCGUUGGUUUUCAGAGCCUGGGUCUUCUGGUUCAGGACUCCGGGCAGCUGGCACUUUUAGGGUUGAAAGUGGUGUCCCCACCAGUCAUCAAAAUCCCAUCUGGAAAAAUGUUCACUUCAAAAGGUACUUUUUAACUGCUCAGUUUUUUGACUAUUUUAAAUAGUUUGCUGAUAAAAGACUCCUGAUGACACUUGCUACAAUAUCAUGUUUUAAUUGCUUGUACAGUUAACCUUUAAUUUUAUUUAGUAAAGUGUAUCAAACUAGGACUUUUUGGAUUGUAAAUAUGUGGUUUUAUUAAAUAAAAGUCAUGUAAGAUUGUUACUUA
This is a messenger RNA of Vicugna pacos (alpaca), 4815 nucleotides long. Lineage: Eukaryota; Metazoa; Chordata; Mammalia; Artiodactyla; Camelidae. The record is from RefSeq and is a predicted model, not a curated record.